Molecule: messenger RNA, 3344 nt
Organism: Pyricularia oryzae 70-15
Lineage: Eukaryota; Fungi; Ascomycota; Sordariomycetes; Magnaporthales; Pyriculariaceae
Exons: 7
Coding region: 845-3028 (727 amino acids)
Biological process (GO): transmembrane transport
Molecular function (GO): transmembrane transporter activity
Source: RefSeq, a predicted model, not a curated record
GACAGGACUAGAUCCAUCUUCUGCGAUUGUCAACUGUGCCUUAUCCGGAGCAAUGACGAUUUCUUAUGCUUGCUUGCAUUGUCUGUCUGUGAGGAGGCUCUGACAGUGAGAAAGAACAAGAAGAGAAGACAAGAAAGACCGGGCAGAACAACCUGCGAUAUGCCGACAUUGGAGAACCGAAACCAUGGGAAGUUAUCUUACAAGGAAAGAAUACCUGGGCAAAAAUCCUUGAAACUUCAAAACUAUAGGACACGCAGCUCAUCCGACCCUUUAAGAUGAUCAGCUGUCAGGAACAUACGGCUUGAUGGAAGGGAUGUCGCGGUGGUCCAUUGGUUCGGAGGUUUUGGCUUAGGUGGACAGAGUUCAACACAAUGCCGCUCUCGGGCAUUGUCUUGAAACGAUGGGACAAAGACUGCAUUCGUGGCUGGCUCGAGUCUCUGUCAAUGUCCCCUCCUUCUCCCAGCCAAAACUUACGUCUCCUACACAUGACCACGGACCCGAUGUCAACGUCUCAUUGCUUGGCAUGGAGCUUGUCAACAUGGAGACAAGGCGCAGAUAGACAAGGGCGAGCAUCCUUGGCGACUCUUUCUCUCAUUGUCACGUACGGAAACACAUCAGCAAACACUGCUUCUGGCAGUCAUGCCUACUGAAAAGGACGCGCAAGUCCGUGCCCGGCCGAUGGAUGGACGCACAUCAAGGCCGCAGGAAAAGGAAAUACAGACUUUCCAUAUAUGAGCCCAAUCGCUCCUGUUUCAUAGCCUGCACACCCUCACUCAUCCGCCUCUCUGUCAGCAACAAAGAUACCCGCUGCAAAUCAUAAAACCCACCACACCCGAGCGCCAAGAUGGCGUCCCAAUGGGAUCAGAGGGCACUCAGCCGAAGCGAUUCGCGGGCUUUACAAUACGACUCCAACGGCAGGGAGUCACACAUGAGCCACUACGUCGAUGCUCGUGCGACCAUGGACGAUCACGCUCACGAUCAUGAAGACUUGGAAUACGACCAUGACGACUCGGAAUCAUCAGUAAUCUCGGAGGAGCUCGACGACGACAUGGGCAUGGCCUCAGAGACGGAGGAGGGCUCUGAAAGCGGCGGCCAGACUCCAAUGACGGAGCGUGCCGCCCUUGAGCUCGACCUUGAUGAGGAGGAUCCUCAGCUGUACACAGCAUCCAGCGGGAGGGAUACGUCCUUGUCAGAUCAGCCCGUCGAUGAUGAUGAUGAGGAGGAGGAAGACGACGAAGAUGAAAUAUACUCGACCUCUGAUGACGACCCAUCAGAGGGAUCAUCCUCCUCUUCCACCGGCAAAGAAACUCCCGUGGACAUGAACGCCGUCUCCAUAAUGGAGAAGAGACUCUCUUCAGAAGGCUCGCAGACGCCAGAUCCAGACCAUUCGCGGGAUCUCGAGUCGGCCGUUGAGGGCCCGCCUGAGUGGAAACCCUCCAAAGAGUUCGUUCUGGCCUUCUCCGCCCUGUCGGUGAUCUCGCUCGGCGCGGCGUUUGACGCAACCAGUCUCUCUGUGGCCAUACCAACAAUCAGUGCCCACCUGGGCGGCACGGCGCUGCAGGCCUUUUGGUCGGGCACAUCAUUCCUGCUCGCCAGUACGGUGCUGCAGCCGACCGUUGCUGGGUUGAGUAACAUCUUUGGAAGGAAGAAUCUCAUCUACAUCACCCUAACCUUCUUCCUUGCUGGUUCUAUAGUAUCUGCCGUUGCGAAUAAUUUCAUGGUGCUGAUCACUGGGCGGACAAUUCAGGGUGUCGGCGGUGGUGGCUUGCUUGCUAUGACAGAGGUCAUCAUCACUGACCUGGUGCCCCUUCAUGCACGAGGGGCAUGGUUCUCCGUCCUCAGUGCUGUCUGGUCCGUAGGCACAGUUAUCGGCCCGCUGCUGGGUGCUGGCUUUGCGCAAAACGUCAACUGGCGGUGGAUCUUCUGGAUCAACCUGCCAAUCAUUGCCUGCUCUGGCAUCUUUGUCAUCCUGUUCCUGAACCAGGCGCCCAUCCCCGGCAACAUGAAGAAGAAGCUGGCCCAGUUCGAUUGGGGUGGCUCGUUGAUCUUUACAGCCAGCGCGACCUCGUUCCUGUUCGGAAUCACCACCGGCGGUGUGCAGUACCCGUGGGGCUCGUGGCACGUCCUCGUCUCCAUUAUAGUCGGCCUAGCUGGAAUCGUGCUCUUUGGGUUCUGGGAGGUCAAGGUGGCCAAGAAUCCCAUGAUCAGCAAGGGAAUCUUUAACAACUGGGACAUGAUUGUCAACUACAUCAUGACUGUCUUCCACGGUGCUAUUCUGUGGUCCAUCGUCUUUUUCUUGUUGCUAUACUACCAGGCUGUCAAGUUCUACACUCCGGUCAUCUCUGCCGUCGCCGCCCUCCCAGAGACACUCACUGUUGCCCCAGCAGGCAUAGUCGUUGGUCUCGUGGUCAUGUGGACAGGUCGCUACCGCUGGUCCAUCUGGAUUGGCUGGGCUCUCACAACUCUCGGCAGUGGUCUUCUCGUGCUACUCAUGCCCAAGACAUCGAUCGCGGGAUGGGUCUGGCUCAACAUUCCCGUCGGCGUCGGCACAGGCAUGCUCUUCCCGGCGAUGGCCCUGUCGAUCCAGGCCGCGUGCAAGCCGGCGCUCAACGGACAGGCGGCCGCCUUCUUCUCCUUCCUGCGCACUUUUGGCCAAGCUCUCGGCGUUGCCAUCUCAGGAUCUAUCUUUCAGAACGCCUUCAAGGCGCGGCUUCUCAAGACGCGCAACUACCACAACCUGGCCGACGAGUUCUCGCGGGACGCGACCAUCAUCGUCGAGAUCAUCCGGCUCAUGGACGACGGCCCCUUGCGCAGAGAGCUGGUUGAUGCCUACAACGGAGCCCUGCACAUGAUAUGGGUUGCGUGUAUCGCCUUUGGCGGCUUCUGCUUCCUGUUGAGUCUGACCAUCAAGGGCUACUCGCUCCAGCAGGAGCACGUCACCGAGCAGGGGCUCAUGGUCAACGGAAAGCCUGUUGUCUCGACGGGCAGGUCGGAGAAGGGGAAGAAUGCCGUUCCGAGGGAAGCAUGAGCGAGGUUGAUGUGCAUGAUUGGAGCGUAGUAGGGAGGAGCUGACGAUUGGGGGGGAUUCAUAAGUGCCUUGGUUGCACCAUUCGUAUCAUGGGCCUCAGGGCUUGGAUACGACAUUUUGCUUUUCUUUUCUCAUUGUUUGGGGGAAUAAGCAUAACCGGAGCGGUUUUUUUUUAUCUCAUAUGUUCCAUAGACAUAAGAUUAGUCACAUCCUUCUUGGAUAGGUAUUUGGGGAAGCUUGGCUGGGAGAUAUGACAUGCAAGUCAUGCCCAAAAAUGCCAUUGCUUGUAGAGAUAAAUGAGUCAUCAACAUCAUUC